AUACGUUUGACCUAUUGAAUUACAUCUCUCUGGGAGGUGAAGAAUGGUGGCGGCAAUGUUGUUGAGUUUGCGCUACUCCUCUGCUUUCAUGCCAUUGGGUUAGGCAGCUAGCACGGGAGCUAAGCUAGCGUCGCGCUAGGCCUCGAGCAGAACAGUGGGAGAGCAACUGGGAUCAAACACUGCUUAUUCGGAAGGAGAAAAGUAACUCUUUAUGAAUCUGCAUGAAAAGAGUUAAAAUCCCAGAAAUAUGGUGGUUCUCAAAAUUCGAGACCAGCCUGCUUUGCUGAAAGCUAUUUUCAAUGUGGAUCCCGAUGAAGUUCGCUCCCUCAUAUUCAAAAAAGAGGAUGUGAAUGCACAGGACAACGAGAAGCGAACGCCAUUGCAUGCCGCUGCCUAUCUCGGAGACGCAGAAAUUAUAGAGUUGCUGAUUCUUUCAGGUGCCAGAGUAAAUGCCAAAGAUAACAAGUGGCUCACUCCUCUGCACCGGGCUGUGGCCUCCUGCAGUGAGGAGGCUGUCCAAGUUUUGCUGAAACACUCUGCAGAUGUUAACGCCCGAGACAAAAACUGGCAGACCCCACUUCACAUAGCCGCAGCUAACAAGGCCGUCCGCUGCGCCGAAGCCCUCGUCCCCCUGCUCAGCAAUGUAAAUGUGUCAGAUAGAGCAGGCCGAACUGCGCUGCACCAUGCAGCGUUCAGCGGGCAUCUGGAGAUGGUCAGGCUCCUGCUCUCCAGAGGAGCAAACAUUAAUGCCUUUGACAAGAAGGACCGCCGUGCAAUCCACUGGGCAGCCUACAUGGGACACAUAGAAGUGGUGAAGCUGCUGGCAUCUCAUGGAGCUGAGGUGGCCUGCAAAGAUAAGAAAUCUUACACCCCCCUUCAUGCGGCAGCCUCCAGUGGAAUGAUCAGUGUUGUCAAAUACCUUCUGGACUUGGGGGUGGAUAUGUUUGAGCCCAAUGCAUAUGGCAACACCCCCCUCCACGUGGCCUGCUACAACGGGCAGGACGUAGUGGUGAAUGAGUUGAUAGAGUGCGGCACUAACGUCAACCAGGUGAACGAGAAGGGGUUCGCACCUCUCCAUUUUACAGCCGCCUCACGCCACGGGGCGCUCUGUCUGGAGCUCCUAGUGUGCAAUGGGGCUGACGUCAACAUCAGGAGUAAAGAUGGUAAGACUCCUCUCCACAUGACAGCCAUCCAUGGGAGGUUUUCCAGGUCUCAAGCAAUCAUUGAGAAUGGUGCUGAGAUUGACUGUGAAGAUAAGAAUGGAAACACACCACUGCACAUUGCAGCUCGAUACGGACACGAGCUCCUCAUCAACACCCUCAUCACCAACAGAGCUGACACGGCUAAACGAGGGGUUCACGGUAUGUUUCCAUUGCAUCUGGCUGCUCUCAGCGGAUUCUCUGACUGCUGCCGAAAGCUCCUGUCUUCAGGCUUUGAUAUUGAUACUCCUGAUGACUUUGGAAGGACCUGUUUACAUGCUGCAGCUGCUGGAGGAAACCUGGAAUGCCUCAAUCUUCUCCUCAACACUGGGGCAGACUUUAAUAGGAAGGAUAGCUUUGGCAGGACCCCGCUACACUAUGCUGCAGCCAACUGUAACUACCAGUGCCUGUUUGCUCUGGUGGGCUCUGGGGCCAGUGUCAAUGACCUGGACGAACGUGGCUGCACCCCUCUCCACUACGCCGCUGCCUCUGACACAGAUGGAAAGUGCCUGGAAUAUUUACUGCGGAAUGAUGCAAAUCCAGGGAUACGGGACAAUCAGGGCUACAACGCUGUGCACUACGCCUCGGCGUAUGGACAUCGCCUCUGUCUGGAGCUGAUCGCAGGUGAAACACCUUUAGAUGUGCUAAUGGAAACCUCAGGGACAGACAUCCUGAACGACUCGGAUGUCAGAGCCCCCGUCAGCCCCCUGCAUCUAGCUGCAUACCAUGGUCACCACCAAGCUAUGGAGGUUCUAGUGCAGUCCCUGCUGGACCUUGAUGUGAGAAACGGCCAAGGACGCACACCCCUAGACCUGGCUGCCUUUAAAGGCCAUGUGGAGUGUGUGGAUGUCCUAAUCAAUCAGGGAGCCUCCAUCCUGGUCAAAGACUUCACCUUGAAGCGAACCCCGAUCCACGCUGCCGCCACCAACGGUCAUUCAGAAUGUUUGCGUUUGCUAAUUGGAAAUGCUGAUCUUCAAAGUGCAGUAGACAUUCAAGAUGGGAAUGGACAAACCCCUCUGAUGCUGUCGGUCCUGAGCGGGCACACAGAUUGUGUAUAUUCUUUGUUAAAUAAAGGAGCCAGCGUAGAAGCCAAAGACAAGUGGGGCAGGACAGCCCUGCAUAGAGGAGCAGUUACUGGCCAUGAGGAAUGUGUGGAGGCCUUGCUUCAGCACAGCGCCAGCUUCCUGAUGCAAGACUGUAAAGGGCGCACACCUGUCCACCUGGCAGCAGCAUGUGGACACAUUGGGGUACUGGGAGGCCUGCUCCAUGCUACCCAGUCAGUGGAAACACUCCCUGCCUUAACAGACAACCAAGGCUACACCCCACUGCACUGGGCCUGCUACAAUGGGCACGAUACAUGUGUGGAGGUUUUGCUGGAACAAGAGGUUUUUCACAAGGCUGAAGGCAAUACUUUCAGCCCCCUCCACUGUGCUGUAAUCCGUGACAAUGAAGGUGCUGCUGAGAUGCUGAUAGACACUCUGGGCCCUGGCAUUGUCAAUGCCAAAGACAGUAAAAAUAGGACGCCCCUGCAUGCAGCCGCCUUCACUGACCACGUGGAGUGUCUCCAGCUGCUGCUGAGCCAUAACGCUCAGGUCAACUGUGUCGACACCGCAGGGAAGACCCCACUCAUGAUGGCUGCUGAGAAUGGCCAGACUAACGCUGUCGAGCUACUGGUGAGCAGUGCGAAAGCUGACCUCACUCUGCAGGAUGCUCUGAAGAACACCGCACUUCAUCUGGCCUGCAGUAAGGGACAUGAAACCAGUGCCUUGUUGAUAUUGGAGAAGAUCACAGACAGAAACCUCAUAAACGCCACUAACACCGCCUUACAGACGCCUCUACACGUGGCAGCAAGAAACGGUCUGACUGUAGUGGUGCAGGAACUGCUUGCAAAGGGAGCCAGUGUGCUCGCAGUCGAUGAAAACGGUUACACACCUGCCUUGGCUUGUGCCCCCAACAAAGAUGUGGCAGACUGCCUAGCUCUCAUCCUGGCCACCAUGAUGCCUGUGUCCCCCUGCACAUCGGUACCCACGCUUCCUUUCAGUGCCAUUAACCACUACACCACCAGCCCCUCCAAGAGCGUCACCUUCGACAGCCUGCCCAUGCUGCGCAGCGAGCACAGCUCCUACUGCAGCUUCAACAACAUCAGCCAUCAUGACGGCUUCUUCAAGGACGAGGAGCUCAACGACUCGGAUUCCGAGACGUACUGAGGGACAGGAGGAAGCGAUAAAUGCAUAAACACACGCACACUGUCUUAAAAAUCACCCAUCGCCAGCUUGGGAAGGCAGAAGAAGUGAUAAGCUGCCACAGGAGCCUUAAGAGUCCCCGCCCCCACCAGAGAGCAAGAGAGGGAGGAGGUGCAACAGGUUGGCCCGCACUCAUCGUGACCUCGUCCA
Monopterus albus (swamp eel) is the source of this 3592-nucleotide messenger RNA. It is a transcript of the gene ankrd28b, whose product is annotated as ankyrin repeat domain 28b. Gene Ontology annotation, molecular function: protein binding. Lineage: Eukaryota; Metazoa; Chordata; Actinopteri; Synbranchiformes; Synbranchidae. The record is from RefSeq and is a predicted model, not a curated record. The transcript is spliced from 28 exons. The coding region runs from base 248 to 3406 and encodes 1052 amino acids.